This is a messenger RNA of Ochlerotatus camptorhynchus, 1142 nucleotides long. Its product is annotated as fibrinogen-like protein A. The coding region runs from base 113 to 1117 and encodes 334 amino acids. The transcript has 5 exons. The record is from RefSeq and is a predicted model, not a curated record. Lineage: Eukaryota; Metazoa; Arthropoda; Insecta; Diptera; Culicidae.
UGCCUCAUAACACUAAACCGCAAACUUUAUCAGCUUGCCAAGCGGAAAUUCGUCAUCCGAGGAUGUUUAUUCCGCUGUUUAUGGAUUGAAAAGAAUCAGUUUGCUUUCAACCAUGACGGGAAGAAUAUCUACUCUUGCUCCAGUACUAGUGGCUACCCUGUUCAGCGUUUGCUGCUGGGCAAAGGAGUUGCCGGCAAAUGAUACGGAAUACUCCGCUGGAUUUGGCUACGAACUUCUUCUUGCCAAAAUGGAUUAUCUGGAGUACAAGUUUCUGGAAUUACAAACCGAAGUCAAGGAACAGAGUGAAUCGCUUCUCGGACGAACUGGAGAGAUUUUGGAGCAGCAGAAAAUUUUCUCCAAUCACGAGAAAAUCAUGAACUCGAUCUACACGUUGAACCCGCGGAAACAUCCGGCUGACAACAGUCAACUACUGAAUUACCAAACGGAUGCUUUUUAUCGAAAGCCACAGAUGCCAACAAGCAUUACCAGUAUCGUCAGUUCCUGCAGGAGUGAGACAUCGAAAAAAUCCGGCCGAUACUGGAUGCAGCUGGAUGGUUCCGAUCCAUUCCAAGUAUACUGCGAGCAAACAUUCUACGGAGGUGGUUGGAUCGUUGUACAGAAUCGAUUCAAUGGAUCGGUCCAUUUCAAUAGAACUUGGACCGAAUACAAAAAUGGGUUUGGCAGUUUGGAUGGGGAGUUUUGGCUAGGACUGGAAAAAAUCCAUAAGAUAACUACUGCGACCGUGAACGAAUUGCUGAUUCAUUUGGAGGAUUUUGAUGGAUUAGCAAAAUAUGCACGCUAUAAGAGGUUCACAGUUGGUGCAGAAUCUGUGCAGUACACACUCGUGGCUGUGGAAGGUCAUUCAGGGAAUUUGGAGGAUUCGUUGAAACGCCAUAAAGGGAAGAAAUUUUCUACACCUGAAGUCGAUAAUGAUAAUGAUUCUGGGAGAAAUUGUGCAGACGUUUAUAGCAGUGGAUGGUGGUUCGAUAACUGCUUCGAUAGCAACUUAAAUGGAGUAUACACGGAUAUUGGAAAUCACUUUUCAAUGAGUUGGCAAAAGUUCACUGGAUCAUUCAAAGGUAUGAGGGUUUCAAAGAUGAUGAUUAAAGAAGCAUAAUCGUAAUAUUAAGAGUGAUGUGAAA